AUGGAUUCGGACAGUGAUAUGAUUGUUAAACGAGUUAGUGUACCCAUGGGUUUGGAGGAGUUAAUGGAAGGUUUAAGCAAAGAAGUUUUGCUUAAGAAACCCAAGGAUUUAUGUGAGUUUGCUGCUGAGUAUUUUUCUAGAUUACUCGAACUACGACAUAAAGGUUCAUAUAAAGGUAACAAAAUUAAAAUUUUUAAACAAACCCUUACAGUGAUAGUUAUAGGGACAAGUUUCCGGAAUAUUACUUCGGGAUCCAAACAUAUAUCCAAAGAAAAGAUAGAAGAGUUUAUGAGAAUAAACAUAAAAGAAAGCGAAAGAGUCAAUAAAAAACGCACCGUUAGAGAAUCUUCAACAGAGCCUAUAGGGUAUAAAAGAACCCAACCAGGAAAAACUGUUAUAAACAUUGAAACUACAACAAGAAUAUCAAGAAAAGAUACAACCACAAAAGAUGUCAAACGACGAUCUACCGUUUCCACAGAAACAAGAAGUGAACACCGCAAACACUCAACCAGUAGAUCUAGUAACAGCAAUAGUAAUAGUAGUAGAAGAGAAACUUUAAAUGAAAAAGGCAAGAAAAUAUCACCCAGAGAAUCAUCAGAAAGCAAACGAUCUUCAUCGAAAGAAUCUAGCAGAAGUAGGAAGAAUUAUAGUGAAAGAUACUCUAGAACAUCAAAUGCAAGCAAAGAAAGAUUAAGUUCAGAAAAAUCAUCGUCUAGUGAACGUUUGUUGGGCAAAAAGGGUGGCGCAGCUGUUGCUGUAGCUGAAGGUGUAGCAAUAACAAAGGCGAAGAAAUCAAAGAGCGAAAACAAAGAAACCAUAGAUAACCAGAUAAACGAAAAUAUAGUUGCGAGUUCCAAUAUCCAAGAGAAUAGUGCUACCAGCAAUCAAAAAAUAAAAGAAAAAACUCAAAAAAUCAGAAACAGCCCUGAUAUAAAGGACAACACUUUAGACGACUCGUUCUCUGAUCAUUUUUCAGAUGCUACUCCGAACUUAGAAGACCUAUUAUUGGAUGAUAAAACCGUCACAAGCACAGAAAAUUCAUUUGAUAAUGUAGAAAAAUCCAAACACAGUUUGGAGAUUAUUGAGACUAUAAGUGAAAAUGUACAAAAUGAGGAGACGGUACAUAGUAAGAUAAGUGAAGAAGAAAUUAUUGUUGAUUCCAAUAAAAGAACUAUAAUAGAAAGAGUAAAUUUAAAGAAAGAAUUCAAUACUGCUGAAGGCACAAAUGUUGAUGAAUUACAACUAAAAAAUGAAGAUAAGAGAACUAAAGAAAAGCAAGAAUUAAAAACAGAAACUAAGAAUACUAUGAAUGGUGCCAAAGUUGAUUCUAAAAUACCAAUCACAGAAACAAAAACUACUGAAAAAGAUCAAAAAAUGGACAGGGAUAAAAAAGAAAAUGCAAAUAAUGAUGGAUUAAAUCAAAUAGAAACACCGGAUAAAACUGUAAAGGUAAAAACACUACAAAAAGGCAAACAAGUGGUAGAAGAUGAUGAAGAUGAUAAAGGGGCAUCUGAAUCAGAUGAAAAUUUUCAAAAAGACUUUAAAAUUUCCACUGACGAUAAAGAAAAAUCCAAUCAAAAUGACAUAGAAGCAAAAACUGAAGAAGUUUUUGAAGAAAGAAUUAUUAUAGAAGAAACAAAUGCAGGAAAAAGAUUAGAUAAUAAUAAAAUAGAACAUCCAAUUGAAUUCAAGGAAAUACCCGAUACUGACAAUGAAUUAACGAAAGAAAAAAAUAAUACAGAUAAUGCUAAAUUAGAAACAUUAAUUAAUAAGGAAGAAACACAUGGUCAAAUAUUAGAGAAUAAAGACAACAUUAAUAAUGUCAAUUUAAAGGAAGAAGUAAAAUAUGUUGAAGAACAAAACUUAAAUACUUCUAAUAAAGAUUCAAUAUCAAAUAAAAGUAAUGCUAGUAACAAUAAAAACAUUAGCACUAAUUCCAUAGAUAAUGAAAAUAUUGUAGAUGUAGCUAAAAAUCAAGAAACAAAUAAAAUUGAAGAGAAUACAGAUGAUGUUAAUAAAAAAUAUGAAAACAUCCCAAGUGAUGAAAUAAAAGAAAGUACAUUAAACAAAGAGGAGCAAUUUGAAAUUACUGAGAUAGCAGCGGUGGCAAAAGAAGAAUUAAAUGUUAUUAACCAUUUACAUGAAACCCAAAAUGACAACCAAGCUGAUAACAGCUUAAAUUUAGAACCAAAAAUAGAAGUUAUUGAUGGUAAAAUUAUAAAACAAAUUGUAUCCAAUACAGAACCAGAGUUGACAAAUAUUGAUGUCAAAGAAAUUAAUAAUAAAGAAGAGGAGAUUAAAGACAGUAACAAAAAAGAAGCUUGUGAAAUAAUUGAUGCAAAAGAAAAUAAAAUUAAUGAAGAAAAAAGGGAAGUAUCAGAAGGUCCCGAUAUGAAUAACUCAACAGACCCCAAAAUAACUAAAUCGGCAGAAAAUGAUUUACCUGAAGCUAUUAUAACCAAAGAAAACACUUCCUUCUUAAAAAAUAUUGUUAAUAAAAUUGAAAAAACUUUUCAGUCCAAAAGUAGGACUAAAGAAGGAGCAGAUAACAAAUAUGACACCAAAGGAGACACAAAUAUUAAGGAUUCAGAGGAAAAUAAUGUAAAUAAAGAUGUAAUAAUUCCAUCAACCAAAAGUUUUGAUGUGAAUGAAUUAGGAAAGGAAACUGAUGGAGCUUCAAAAAUAGAAAAUGAAAAUGCUAGAAAUGCUUUAAAGUCAACAGAAAAAUUUGAAGAUAAUAAAGGAGAUAUUUCAGUUAUAAAAAAUCAUGAUUCGGCAUUGUUUAUUCAAAAUGAACAAAGUCAUGUUUUUAGGAAUGACAAUUCUCAUAGUAUUACACAAGAUCAUACUCUUCAAAGUAAUGAAAGUACUUCCAAAUCUGAUCGUGUACUUCAGGAAAAAGCAACACCAAUUAAUGCUGAAAUAGCUAAUUCAAUCAAAAGUUUUGAAAUAAACCAGUUAACAAAUAAAUUUGAUGGAGAAUCAAAAACGGAAGAUGAAAAAGAUGUUAGUCGAGAUGUUUUAAGGUCACCAAAAAGUAUAGUUAAUAAAAUUAAAAAAACUUUGUCAAAAAGUAGCAUUCAGCAACAAACAGAUAGUAAUAUUGAUGACACAAAAAAAGAUGAAAUCAAAAUUGUUAAAGAUUCUGAAGAAAAUAGUAAUAAGGAUAAUAUUAUUCCAUCAAAUAAAAGUUUUGAUGGGAAUGAUUUAAACAAGGGAAUUGAUGAAACGUCAAUAAAAGGUAAAGGUAGUAGGGAUGUUUUAAAGUCUCCAGAUUCUGAAGAAAAUUCAUACAAAGAUAAUAAAGUAGAUAUUUUAAAAUAUCCAGUCCAAAAAUUGGAAAAAUUAAUAACAAAUAGUGGAGAGGCAGCUAUUGAUACAGUCGAUAAAAACGAUACAAAUAAAAAAAAUGUAUCAAACAAUGAAAAUAAUGAAAUAGAGGUGAAGUCAAAACCUGACAAUGAAAACAUAGUUCAAGAAAAUUUGGAAAAAUCAACAAUGGAUGAUAGCGAAAGUAUUCAUGAUGAUUUCAGUAAUAGCGCAAAACAAGAGGAACUUGCAUUAAUUGAAAAAGAUUUAAUUACUUUUACAUCUGGAAGAAAAAAGAGAGAAAUAGAUCUAUCCCAAGAACGUGAAGAUUUAUCCCAAGAAACCAAAGAUAAUCUAGAACCAACUGAAACUAAAACUAAGGAUUCUAAAAAAGCUUACACUGGUAAAACUUCGCCAGAUAUUAAACAAAAUGAAGAGUCUGAAUCUAAAAAAGUUUGCAAAUCUAAAGAAGUGCAAAAUUUAGAUGAAGAAAUAGAUGGAAAAGAUGAAUCGUCAAAAGCCAUACAGGGUAAAGGCAAUUUGGAAGAAACCAAACAAAGUGAAACAAGAAAUUCAAAAACUCACGUAGACACUGGAGAAACUACAAAUUUAAUAGAAUCUAAGGAUACAAAAUUAGAAAAACAAAAUAUAAAUGAGGAAACAAACAAUCCCAAUGAUUCAAAACAAAUAACAGAAAAAAUAGAAGAGAAGUUAAAAGAUGAUUUAGAAGGAAAUAAAAAAUCCCCCGACUCAAUUGAUGCUGAAGAUACCAAACAUACAUCAUCAUCUACAGAUUCUCCAGAAAAAGCAAAAAAAAAGUUAGUCCAACAGGAUUCUCAGAAAAAAGUUUCAUUCGAUACAAAUCCAGUUCGAAUUAUAGAAACAAGUGACAACAAUAUUGAAGAUACAAUAACUUUUGGAGAUAGCAACUCCAUUAUAAAGGUUUUGGAUAAAAACAUAGACCAUGUUGAAGAAGAAAUAGAUAAGUUAUUGAAUUCCGCUAAGGGAGUGGAUGAAAAAAGUACAUUGGUCAAAGGAGAUCCAAUUAAAGAAGAGGUUGAUGAACUAUUAAGUUCUACUGAAAGUGUAGGUUUGAAACGGUGUAAGUCAGUUAUAAACAAAUUAGAUGAAAUUAAUAAACCAGAAAAGACUUUAAGUUUGGAUGAAAACAGUGUCAAAACCAAAAGUUUUGAUUUGAAGGAUUUAAGGAAAGAAAUUAAUAACGCUGCAGGGGAUAAUAAAACUGCAAAAGAAGAUGAAAAGUAUGAUAAAGAAAUAGGUGGUAAUGUAGAAAAUGAAGAAAAACCAAUAGUGGUCAAGAAAGAAGAUAUAUCUUCGUUUAUCGAUAAUGAAAGAAGUGAUGUAUUUAAAGAUGGGCAGUUUAUUAAAUUAAAUUUAAAUGACGAAAAUUCAAGUGUAUUAAAGGAAGAUUUACAAGUUAUGGAUACAAUAGAAAAAGAACUUGAAAAGGAAAUAAUAAGCAAUGAAGACAAUAGUUCUAUAAAUAAAGAAGAUAAUAAUAUGGAUAACGAAAUUGAAAAAGAACUUAAAACUAAAACAGAUCUUGGGGAAGAAAAUAGUUCUAAACAACAAAAUGAAGAACCAAAGAAAGAAAUAGAAAAUAAUAAUGAAGAUAAAAGAAAAAUUAAAGAACAAACUAACAAAGAAUUUGACAAGGAAAUGCAAAAUGUAGAUCAAAUUAAAGAAAAUGUUUCCAAAGAACAUGGUGAAGAACUAAAGGUAAAAAUUAAAAGCGAAGAUAAUCAUGUAGAUAAUAUGCAAGUUGAAGAAACAAACAAGGAAGGUCUUGAAAAGGAUAUUACAGGAAAUAAAGUAAAGGAGGAAAUUGAACAUAGCAUUACUAAAGAAGAUACAAUUAAUGAUAAUAUAUUAGGCGAUCAAAUGCCUACGAAAUCCAAAGAAAACGUUAAAAAUAAUAUAACUGAAGAAACCGUAACAAAAGAACUUGAAAAACCUGCAGAUCCCAUGGAUAACAUUGAAAAAGAAGAUAAUUGUGUAGAUAAAACUUUAGUUAAGGAAACUAUAGAAGAACAUGAAAAGGAAGUUCAAAAUUUAGAUCGAAUUGAAGAAACUAGUUCUAAAAUUCAUAGUGAAGAAAUAAAGCACGAAAUAGAACAAAAAUAUAACAAUGUAGUUAAGACAAAUGUUGAAGAAAAUACCAAAAAAGAAGAACUAAGAAAGGAAAAAGAUAUUGUAGAACAAAAAGUAAAUGAGGAAAAUAUUGAAGAUACAAUUAAUAGUAAAAUAUUAGACAAUCAAACGCCGAAAAAAUCAAACACAGGAUUGGAAGAAUACGAUAAAACCAAUAAAAUUAAAGAUGUCGUAGCAAAAGAACUUGAAAAGGACAAAAAAUCUGAAGAUCAUGGUGAAGAAAGUAGUCCCAAACAACAAGAAGAAGAUUCAAAACGUAUAAGUGAGGUUAAUAUAAUGAAUAAUAAAGAAGAAACGGAUCAUUUAGAAAACGAAGAAAAACCAAUUAUAGUUAACAAGGAAGAUAUAAACUCAUUCAUCGAUAAUGAAAAAAGUGACAUUUUUAGAGAUGGAAAUUUUAUUAAGUUAAAUUUAAAUGAAGAAAUAAAUAUCGAUAACGUGGGCAAUUCAAGUUUAAAAAAUCAGAAUAUGCAAGGUGGAGAACCAAAAAAUAUGGACAUAACGGUAAAAGAAAUUAAAACAGAUUGUAUUGAAGAAAAUAAUGCCAAAAAUAAAAUCAAUGAAGAUAAAAAUGUAGAAAAAACUAAGGAAGACAAAAAUAAUAGUGAAAUAUUGGGCAAUGAAAUGGAAACUAAAUUAGAAACAGAAAAUAACACAACUGAUAAAACGGAUAAAAAUAGUCCAAAAACAAACAAUACAAUACGAAAUGAAGAAAGUCCCAAAACUACUAAAAAUGUGAAUACCAAAAAACAAUCAAAAAUUCCUGAAACCGAUGUUAAAAAAUUAUCAAAAAAUAAGUCUUUAAAUAAACCCUACAUUAAAAAUAAAUCUUUAUCACAGGAUAACAUAAAAGUUAACGAGGCCCCAAAUAAAACAACAAACUCGAAAUUAAAAAGGAAUAAAUCCGUUGAUGUGGUAAAGAAUUCCAGAAUUCCAGAACAUAAAAGUAGAAUUCCAACACCCAAUAAGGCAAAUCCUAAUAUAAAUAAUAAAGGGAAUGGAAAGGAUACUUCCCCAAGAUUAAAGAUGGGUAUUGUCGACCUUAAUAAAAAUUUAAUGGAUUCAGAUCAUCUUAAAAAAUCGCCAAGAGUUUUAAGUGGGAAAAAAUCACUACAAUUAACUGAUGAAGCCAAAGAAGAAUCAAAAGAGGAAGAUUCUGUAAAAGAAAAUAAGGGUUUGGAAAAUAAAAAAGAAAUAUCAACUGAAGAUAAAAAUAAUUUCAAAGAUGAUGAUGAGCAAAAAAAACAAGAAUAUAAGGAAAACAUUAAAGAAGGCAGUGAAGAAUCAAAGAAAAAUACUGGCAGAAAAAUAGUACAUGAAGUUUUACAAGAAAAAAAAGAAUCUAUUAUAGAAAAAAACAUUAAUUCGGAUAAUGAAGUAAGGAAAGAAAAUGUAAGCAGGGAAGAAGAAGAAGAAACAGUUAAAGAUGUUAACGAAGAAAGCACCACUGAAAAAAAUAAAAAGUUAAAUCAAAUUACUGGUAAAGAAAAUGAUCUUAAAAUUGUUGAUUGUGAUGUUAGCUCAUUAGAAAAAGAGAAUGCUGAAAAUGAUUUAGAAAUUCAGAAUACUGCAAAUAAAAUUGAAGAUCCUGAAUUAGGAGAGAAAGGCCAAAAUAAAAAAACUAUAGAAAUAAUUUCGGCUAAAAAUAAUGCAAAGAAUCAAGAGGUUUCUUCUAAAAGUCAAAAUAAUGAAGAUGGUAAAGAUACUAAAAAUGAGAUAAAACAUAAAGAAGAAUUUAAUGUUAAUGAAAAAGAAGAGAAACAAGAAAAAAACAAAAUAUCCAAAGAAAUUACAGAAGAAGAAAAACAAUCCAGAUUUGAUUCAAGUAAAUUAAGCAACGAAUUAAAACAAAUUCAUGAAGAUGCAAAACUAUCUUCAUUUAAAACCAGCUACAAUCCGUAUGCAUUAAGACAAGAAAUUAAAAAGGCUUCUCAAGAAAAAUCAGAUAAUUCUGUAGAAAUAAAAAAUGGUUUAAUAGACGUUGCAGCUGCAUUAAAAAUACAGAAAAAUUGGAGGAAGUUUAAAAAUAAAAGUAAAAAAAAUAAAGAAGCUCUGAAAGAAAAAAACGUAUUAACUAUAAGUGAGGUGAUGGCUGCUAUUAAAAUACAAAAUAGUUGGAGAAAAUACAAAAAUAAAGCAAUAAAUAAAGACAAUAAAACUGUCAAAAAUAAUAAAAUAAAAAUAAGUGAUGUAAUGGCAGCGUUGAAAAUUCAAAAUAGCUGGAAGAAAUACAAACUCAAAAAGUCCAAAAAUAAUGAUGAUUUUUACAAAUCCGCCCUUUUGAUACAAAAACUAUGGCGUGGCUUUAAAGUUAGAAAAGUGCAAUCAGAAGGAAAACUCUUUGGUUUGUUGAAAGAUGAUGAUAAGAUUAAAAAAAUUGAAGAACUAAAAUCCCCAACUGAACAUUUAAAAACAAAUAGCCAUCAUUCUGCAGCGUCAAAAAUACAAGCACUAUGGAGAGGUUUCAAAGUCAGAGAAAAUAUACUGGGUGUUCAAAACAAGCUACAACUAAUGGAAAAUAACGAAAACUCAAAUAAAAAUAAAACAUUGAGUGAGAGUGACAUUAUGAAAGCAGCUACCAAAAUUCAAGCAAAUACACGUGGUUAUCUGCAAAGAAAAAAAUUAAAGGAACAUACAAACACAUUGAUGGCAAUAGAUGAAGAUACGAAUAAAGAAAGUGCAAAUACAUUAACUGACGAUGAAAUAUUGCAUACAUUAAAACAACUGGACAAAAUAGAGAUUCCUAAAGACGAUUUAACAAAUGGAAGGACAAGACUCACUAGAAGUAUUACUGUCGAUGAACCUGAACAUAAAAAGAGAAUUUAUGGUUUAUUGACUAACUCACAUUCUUUAAAUAUUGAUGAAGGGGUAGUUGUGGAUGAGGAAGAUAACGAUCUCAUGGAUAGUAACAAUAAUUUCGAUGAAAAAUCUGAUUUAACUCCCUUGGAAAGUGAAGUUAAACAAGAAAUCGACCGCAUAUGCAAAACAGCAGAGGUUCGAGAAAAUGUUGACGACUCAAAAAUAAACACAGACAAUAUUAAUAAAAUCAAAGACCAUUCUGACGUAGAUAAUCGAGCAUGUAAACCACUCUUAACGACCGAAAACAAAAAUAAACAAAGUAAUACUAUCGAACACGAUUCAAACUCAAACAAACAUUCGAAUAAAAGUAGUGAUAAAUUAUACGCAGGCAAAGCGAGUGGUGAUGACCUAAAUACUGACUACGAAAACGCUCCCACCAGACCACUAACGUCUGAAAGAGAUAACGAAAAUAAACAGGCAAAUGGAAAGCAUAUGAAGAGUAAAGAUGGUAGUGAAAUAUCAAACGAUGAUAUUAAACAAAAUGUACAUAAAACAGAUACUGUAGAGGAGCUCGAAGAGAGACCCAUAAGUAUUGACUCCACGGAUUCUGCAGAUACGGUGAUCCUCAAUGAGAAUUAUAAUAAAGACAAUGAAAAUCAGAGUAAAGGAAAUAAAGAAGAAAGUGCUAAUACGGAAAAUAAAAAAUCUAAAGUCAAUUUAUUUGAUAUUGCGCAACUAAGGCAUGAAUUAGAAGAAGCUGGUUUAAUACACCACAAACACUUUACUUCUUUUGAAGAUGUUGACAGUAAUAUAGAUAAAAACAGUGAUAAUAAUGUAGAAAGUCACUAUGAUGUAACUUUACCAAAAGAUGUUAAGGAUGUGAUUGAUGAAGAAACCAAACUAUACAAAUCAAGGUCGAGUGAGAGUCUUGCUCCAAUCUUGGAAGAACAGGAUUCUAUAAAUGAAGAUGCAAAGACAAAAUUCAUCAACGAGGGGGUGCAAGUGGAUUCGCCCAAUGAAAUAAGACUUGUUCACACAGGAGAGUUUCACGAUACAGUCGUCAUACCUUUAUCUCCUCGUUCAAGCAAAAGCAGCAGCAAAACUCCCGAUGUGGAUGAAAAAGUUGGUGGAAAUGUUGGGGAAGCUAAAUCUCAAGUCGACAGCUCCAUGCAGACCACUCCACCACGUACGCAGGCUCAUUUGAGUGGUGAAGAAAGCGUGCCUCCAGGUCAAGUAUUUGUUAUUAUAGCUGAUUGGUUCAGUUAA
Molecule: messenger RNA, 9546 nt
Organism: Brassicogethes aeneus
Lineage: Eukaryota; Metazoa; Arthropoda; Insecta; Coleoptera; Nitidulidae
Source: the annotation of a GenBank genome assembly